Molecule: messenger RNA, 270 nt
Organism: Cladophialophora bantiana CBS 173.52
Lineage: Eukaryota; Fungi; Ascomycota; Eurotiomycetes; Chaetothyriales; Herpotrichiellaceae
Exons: 1
Coding region: 1-270 (89 amino acids)
Source: RefSeq, a predicted model, not a curated record
AUGCCGGACCGAAAUUCGGGUCCCUCUAUCAAUUCGGAAAAUUACGGUGACCCCGUUAUUGAAGACGCUACCGUCGGUGUGAAGAUAGACCCGAAAUCGUAUAACCAACUUUCAUCUUCCGCUGAGGCAGCCAAAAACGUCAGGAAGCAAAAGGCGGUAGGGGCAUUGGAAGAAGCGGUUGACAGAGCAAUGGAGAAAGUGACAGUUACAUCUGCCGAAACAGGCGGAAAUGACAUUGACAGAUCAGGGAUUGGUGGAACGACAAAAUGA